Anastrepha obliqua is the source of this 2669-nucleotide messenger RNA. It is a transcript of the gene PH4alphaEFB, whose product is annotated as prolyl 4-hydroxylase subunit alpha-1. The record is from RefSeq and is a predicted model, not a curated record. Gene Ontology annotation, biological process: peptidyl-proline hydroxylation to 4-hydroxy-L-proline. The coding region runs from base 520 to 2202 and encodes 560 amino acids. NCBI's taxonomy places the organism in Eukaryota, Metazoa, Arthropoda, Insecta, Diptera, Tephritidae. Gene Ontology annotation, molecular function: procollagen-proline 4-dioxygenase activity; protein binding; iron ion binding. Gene Ontology annotation, cellular component: endoplasmic reticulum. The transcript has 10 exons.
AGUCCAAGUGGAAAGAAGUUAAAGUGUGUUUAUCAUAUUUAUGCGCGGGCUGAUUCCAAUAAGUGAGGAAACAAAGGACGGGAAAUUAAAUAGUUGCAUGGAUGCGGUGCGAAACAAAAGUUAGAAGUUAAAUCACAGUUGAAGGGUGAAUUGCCACGGAUACGACAAUACAAUUUAACAGCAAUUUGUGAACUAGUGAAUGUGUGCCCGAUGAGCGAGAGGGUUUCUUGAAAUCAAAAGCAAAUACAGUGCUGGUGUAUUAAUUGUGCUUUCAUCAUUCAUUCAAUCGUAGCCAAGUGCAGCGCAUGUGCAAGGAGACGAUAUCUAAACCAAAGAUAUAUAUAAAAACAAAAAGGAAUAAUAAGCGGUUAAAGAGUGCGCAAGCAGAGCUGCGAACAAGAAUUCAAAAGGCACGAUAGGGAGAAAGAGAACGCAACGAAAGUGGAAGAAAGCAACCAAAAAGUAUUUGUAGGACAUACCAAAAAUUCCAAAUAAGUCCCAUUUCCACUCACCACCGAAAUGUUUCAACACCUCGGAGGCUCAGCAGUUGCAUCAAUUUCGACCAUUUUGUCAAUAUGUUUCCUAAUCAGCACAUUGCGUAUCGAUUGCACAAAUUCGGAGGUCUACACGGCCCUGGCAGAGAUGGAGGAACUUCUUGAGACUGAAUCGGUAUUAAUAACGAAUUUAGAGGGAUAUCUUAAGGUGCAACAACAAAAGUUGGACUACCUCAAAAAUAAACUGGGCGAGUACCAAAGAGAGCACGAGGAUGCAGCCACGGAUAUGCCCGCCUACGUCUCAAAUCCAAUUAACGCAUAUCUGUUGACGAAGCGACUGACCACCGACUGGCGGCAGGUGGAGAAUUUAAUGGCCCAUGAUGUUGGCAUUGAAUUCUUGAAUAAUAUUACGAACUACCGCCAUAUAUUGAAAUUUCCAUCCGAUGAAGAUUUGAAUGGAGCGGCUGUCGCGUUGAUGCGAUUGCAGGACACGUACAAACUGGACACAUCGAGUGUGGCUCGUGGCAUGCUCAAUGGCAUACAAUACAGUACGGAAAUGUCUUCAGAUGAUUGCUUUGAGUUGGGUCGUCAAUCGUAUGUCAAUCACGACUAUUACCACACUGUCCUAUGGAUGAAUGAGGCAAUGACCCGACUGCAAGAGGAACCUCAAAAUCAAACCCAAAGUUUCACACGCGCCGACAUUUUGGAAUAUCUCGCCUUUUCCACAUACAAACAAGGCAACGUCGAAAGAGCCCUUACAAUGACUAAUGAACUUUUGGAACUAACGCCCGACCACGAACGCGCCAGAGGCAAUAAGGUGUUUUACGAAAAGGAGAUUGCCGAACUCCAAGCUGAACGCAAAGUCAAAGGCGACGAUGGCAGCGAGAGCACACCGGUCUCGGAUUUGCCCAUUGCCAAGGGAGAUCCCAGCGUAUACACCUUCAGCGAACGCAAAGCGUAUGAAAUGCUUUGUCGUGGCGAAUUGAAACCGUCACCAGCGGAUUUGCGACCAUUGCGCUGCCGCUACGUCAACAAUAAUGUGCCCUUCUUGCGCUUAGGACCACUCAAACUUGAGGAAGCCUACUUGGACCCCUACAUUGUAAUCUAUCAUGACGUGAUGCAGGACAAUGAAAUAGAAUUGAUGAAGAAAAUGGCACGACCACGAUUCCGUCGUGCUACCGUGCAGAACGCAGUGACGGGCGAAUUAGAAACGGCCAAUUACCGGAUCAGUAAAUCGGCAUGGAUACGCACCGAAGAGCAUAAGAUCGUUGAAAAUAUUGUGCAACGCACGGAAGAUAUGACGGGAUUGGACAUGACUGUAGCUGAAGAAUUGCAGGUGGUGAAUUAUGGCAUUGGUGGGCACUAUGAGCCGCACUUUGAUUUUGCGAGAAAAGAUGAAAUUCGCGCCUUCCAGGGACUCAAUACCGGCAACCGCAUCGCGACAGUGCUCUUCUACAUGAGCGACGUGGAGCAGGGUGGUGCCACAGUCUUUACAAACCUGCGCAUUGCCGUAUGGCCCAAGAAAGGCUCAGCUGCUUUUUGGUACAAUCUGCAUAGAUCCGGAGAAGGGGAUUUCAGAACGCGCCAUGCGGCUUGUCCAGUUCUCACUGGCUCUAAGUGGGUCUCUAACAAAUGGAUUCAUGAACGCAAUCAAGAAUUCCGUCGACCUUGCGGCCUUACACCUGACCAUGGCGAAUUCGCAAUUUAGUGCAAUAAUAGAAACAAAGGAACAAAUGGACAAUACAACCUUCUUUCACUUGCGACAGAGACUUGAUACUCCAUGGACGUAGUUGAAAAUUAACAAGCAUUCAAUACAAAAUCUCAAAUUUCCGAGGACCUACAUUUCCGUUUUAUGUUCACACAUUGGCCGGUUUCGGAAACUUUACCAUACUCGUAUGUUUCUGUCAUGCUCUCGUUAGAUUAUCCGAAUUUAAAUUGAAUAUGGCAACCACAUGUACUUGUUCACAAGCAGGAACUUACUCUAUAAAAAGUUUCUUCUAGGAAAUUUGAUCUGCCAUUUUGUAAAUGCCGAAUUAGUGAAUUUAAAUUUUAUAAUUAUUAAGUAAUUUUUUUCUACUUAUAAUUGUAUGUAUGUAUUUAGUUUCUUAUGAAAAUUUUUUAAGUUAUGUAAAUAAAAAAUGAAUUUACUCAGAUUUGUUAUAUAAUAAUAUUAAA